AUGUCACACGUGUCCGCUUGGCACUCCUCCCUGACAACGUCCUCCUUUUUCAUCGCCUCACUCUUGCAGAAAAGCAAGAAGAAGCAGAAGAAUACCUUCCGAGUGGGGGCUCUACAUCGGACGGGGAGACACGGUGACCAUGGGACUCAUUUCCGCGCCAAUGGCGAGGCUGUCGGGAGGCUCGUCAACGUCCAGCCUGCGAAACGUCCUCGCCUUGGAGUUAACGAUGCUCUUGGGUCCUGGACACCGUUUACCGAGGAGGGAUGGGCGCAGUCUGCUUCUUUGGCAGACGAAGUCGUGGUGGAGAUCCCGCCCAUAAGGAAACGGUAUCUGAGCUCGGACAACCCAAUGGCCGUAUGGCGGAAACACAAGGCGAAGUUUCUGGACGAGUUACUUCGAGCUGAAGGUCUGGGUGGGGGCUUCCACAUACCUACCUGCGCCCAUUUUUGCAAUGCGAAGACUGUCUCAAACGGCGCCACGAACAACUCCCUCUACAUCGUCCACAGAUGUGGAAUGGCCUAUUUUGGACAACAUGUUCUCUGUACGACGACCCAGACGCGGAUGUGCGCCUGGGAAUGUGCUACCAACUCGGACAUUACGAUUUUCCUUGCGCGGCGCCAGAGCCCAUGGUGCGAACCCUGGUCAUUUUAG
Mycena indigotica is the source of this 651-nucleotide messenger RNA. RefSeq names its product CxC2 domain-containing protein. NCBI's taxonomy places the organism in Eukaryota, Fungi, Basidiomycota, Agaricomycetes, Agaricales, Mycenaceae. The record is from RefSeq and is a predicted model, not a curated record. Bases 1 to 651 code for a protein of 216 amino acids. The transcript is spliced from 5 exons.